UAGCAACAACAAACCACCUGCCUUAAAUGACAGUGGAGCUCGGCACAGUUAGUGUUGUUGUCUUUAUUUUACUCAGCCGGUGACAGCUGGAUAGAGACAGCCGGGCAGAAAAUAAGAACAGAGCUCAGACAGAGUGAAUGCGAGUACAUUUAACCACGUCUUUGGUUGCAGGCGUGUUUUUGUCUGCUCCUCCGCCACGUUAGUUAGCUUAGCUUGUUAGCACGCACCGACAUCAUGUCAUGCUACUGAAUGGAGGAGCUUUUCUUCCUCAUUUGCAAAAAGGGGCAGUUCUGCUUUCUGACACUGCUUUAGUGGAGGAUGAAUCUUCAGAGGAUUCCAGUAAAAGGCACACAAACUGCCAUGGAACCGUGCGCGGCUCCGGGCUGUGUGAACCUGGGCAGUCUGGUCAGUACUCUGCCGGUGAUCCCCUACCAGAAGCUGACAGACCUGUACUACCUGAGCAGGGGAGGCUUUGGCACCGUGUUCAAGGCGCAGCACUCCGACUGGAGGACCACAGUGGCCAUCAAGUGCCUAAAACUGGACUCUCCUUUUGGUGAAAGAGAGAGGAACUGUCUACUGAAAGAAGCCGAGGUGCUCCACAAAGCCAGGUUCAACUACAUCAUCCAGAUUUUCGGGAUCUGCAACGAGCCAGAAUUCUUCUGCAUAGUCACAGAGUUUAUGAUCAACGGAUCCUUGGACUUGUUACUUCAUGAGAAGGAACUGUGCCCCGUCCUUGCCUGGCCUUUGCGACUGAGGAUCCUUUAUGAGAUCGCUCUUGGGGUCAACUUCCUCCACAACAUGAACCCACCCCUCUUACAUCAUGACCUAAAGACACAAAAUAUCCUGUUGGAUGGUGAAUAUCAUGUAAAGAUUGCAGAUUUUGGCCUCUCAAAGUGGCGCCAGCUGUCGGUCAGUAAAGGGUCAGGGUCCAAACCCUCAGAGAUGGGGGGUACUGUGAUCUACAUGCCCCCUGAGGAGUAUGAGCCGUCCAAGAGCCGCCGGGCCGAUGUGAAACAUGACAUGUACAGCUAUGCCAUCAUUAUGUGGGAGGUGCUGUCCAGGCAGAUUCCAUUUGAAGAGGUGACCAACCCCAUGCAGAUCAUGUUCAGCGUCCUUCGUGGGACGCGUCCUGACACGAGUCUGGACAGUCUACCCGCCGACAUCCCCAGCAGAGAAACCCUGAUCAGUUUAAUGACCUGCGGCUGGACCGCUAACCCCGACGAGCGGCCGUCAUUCCUCAAGUGUUUGAUUGAACUGGAGCCAAUGGUGAGGAAGUUUGACGAAAUCGACUUCCUCGAGGCGGUUUUGAAGAUCAAGAGGGCAAAGACCAGAACAGUGUGUUGUUCUGCUCAGCCCUCGUGUCAGAAGAGGAGUGAGGAGGAGUCUGUGAACAUGAACAAACCCAGCUCCUGGCCGGAGAGUUCCACCUCAGGUUCAGGUUCUUGUUCGUCACAGGACACGGAGAUUUCCCUACCAGGCUCUCUCUCCAGCAACAACACUGCGCCUUCUCAAGGUUGUUCUUCUCUUCCUGCAGCAGAGGGGCUGCCGUCAUCGUUCAUAGCUCCUUCACUAGAAGCUCCGGGGUCUUUGAAGGACCUCGACGCAGCCAAUAAUCUGAAUGACUUCCAGAGUGCCAAGCCCAUGAACUGGAACAUUCCCAUCAAACCAGGUCUACCUGUCACCGAAUACGAGACACAUCCGGAAAACAUCCCGCUAAAGCCACAGCCUCCACAGCAAGUGAAUUACUCUCCUCCGCUGCGUCACUCCCCUCCCUUAUGUGGCCCGGUUGCCGAGUGGAUCGCCACCCGUCGCGAGGAGAUCGUUUCCCAGAUGACCGAGGCCUGUCUGAACCAGAGUUUGGACGCUCUGCUGGCACGCUCCAUGCUGAUGCGGGAGGAUUACGAACUGGUGGUGAACCAGCCCACUCGCACCGCAAAGGUCCGACACCUCUUAGACCACUGCCACCGACACAGCGAAGACUUCUGCCGCAUCGUCGUCCGUAAGCUGCACGACAACAAACAGAUGGGUCUGCAGCCCUACCCGCCUGAAAUCAGCUCUCCUUCCACAAACCUGGUCCCCAGCGCGCCGCCGCUGUCCAUGUCCUACAAUAUCCCCAGGAACGUGUAGCAGCGUUUCCUGGCCACGUCAUAAACACAGCAGCUUUACACUACAGUCAGCGUUGGCAGGUUCUGUUGUCGUACAGAUGAUAGACACGGUUCCUGCCAGGUUUCCCUCAAAAACCGGGGAAUGACGAAGGUACAAUAGAAAGGGUUUUUGCUUUACUGUUAUCAAACGGCCAAGUUUUAUUCUGUAAUUGUAGAAUCUAAGGAUUUUGAUCGAAUUGCUGAUUUUUAUUUAACAGUACUAUGGGUUUAUUUAUAAAGAAUUCAUGUUGAGCAGAUGUAUUACAGGGUUUCACUUCUUUUGGCACAAUUUCCUUCCUUUCUUUAUUUCCACAGUUAUAGGAAAGCAUAUUUCUGUUUCGUUAGUUUUUUUGUGUUUGUAAUGCUUUGUUUGUGAUUAACAACCUCUAUGCACUCAGUUGAUCUGAGUGAAUUACAGGAGGACUGUUAAGAUACUAGAAAACUUCCAGCAAAAAUACAUUUUGCCCGACACAAAGUGUCUAUGUUUGUACUAAAACACAUUAAAUUAGGUUUAAUCAUUGGUACAGUGCACUAACCUCUAACAAUGUGCAAAGAAGACAUUGGGGCUAAUAAGUGAUCCAACGAUGUGUACUUAAAGGUUCAUGGUGUCGUAGGUCUGAGUGUUGGAAUGAGCUGUGAUUGGACAGACUGUACCUCUGACUCAGUCACUGGAAUGUGAUGUUUAAUGGAGGUUCGAACCUUAGAGUCAGAAUGAGAGGGACGUUUGUGUGUGUGUGUGUUUUUGUGUGUGUGUGUGUGUGUGUGUGUGUGUGCGAGCGCGUGUGUGUAUGUACGUGUGUGUGUGUGUAUCUAAACUGGUGGGCUAAAGUGAGCUGCCCUCACUUCUGUUUUGGUCUCCUCAGUAGUGGCCUCAUCUCUCAGUAUUAUUCAUCUUGAGCGUUCAAACAGGGCAGACUUUUCAGAAAGUCUUUGGGCCUGAUUUACUAAAGGUUUGCGCAUGUAAAAAUGUGACUUGAUUGCACACGCAAAAACACAUUGAAGCUGAUCUACUAACAGGACGCACUGAGGUUUGCGUCUCUCAAAUGGGCAA
Messenger RNA from Sphaeramia orbicularis (orbiculate cardinalfish), 3195 nucleotides. It is a transcript of the gene ripk2, whose product is annotated as receptor-interacting serine-threonine kinase 2. The coding region runs from base 319 to 2127 and encodes 602 amino acids. The transcript has 11 exons. Gene Ontology annotation, molecular function: ATP binding; JUN kinase kinase kinase activity. NCBI's taxonomy places the organism in Eukaryota, Metazoa, Chordata, Actinopteri, Kurtiformes, Apogonidae. Gene Ontology annotation, biological process: regulation of apoptotic process; protein phosphorylation; innate immune response. The record is from RefSeq and is a predicted model, not a curated record.